Molecule: messenger RNA, 1159 nt
Organism: Oryza brachyantha (malo sina)
Lineage: Eukaryota; Viridiplantae; Streptophyta; Magnoliopsida; Poales; Poaceae
Product: shikimate kinase 2, chloroplastic
Exons: 9
Coding region: 1-939 (312 amino acids)
Cellular component (GO): chloroplast
Molecular function (GO): shikimate kinase activity
Source: RefSeq, a predicted model, not a curated record
AUGGAGGCCGCCUCGGGGCUGGUGAUACAGCCGCGCCCGCGGGCGGCGGCCGGGGUCGGGGUCGGGGCCGGGGCCGGGCCUGGCGUGGGCCGCCGGGGCUCCGUGGUCUGCGUCGGGAAGCGCCCGGGCGCGGGGGCGCUGCGGGUCGGAGGCCCGGCCGGAGCGGCGGCUCGCGCGGCCAGGCUCGUCGUUGCCCCGCUCAAGGCGUCCAGAGGCCAUGAUAGCUUGCAUAACUCAGUUGAUGAAGCCCUCCUGUUAAAGAGGAAAUCAGAAGAAGUUCUGUUCUACUUGAAUGAACGGUGUAUUUAUUUAGUUGGAAUGAUGGGCUCAGGAAAGAGUACAGUUGCGAAGAUCUUAGCUGAAGUUUUGGGUUAUUCAUUCUUUGACAGUGAUAAGUUGGUUGAACAAGCAGUUGGAAUGCCUUCUGUUGCCCAAAUAUUCAAGGUGCACAGCGAAGCAUUUUUCAGAGAUAAUGAGAGUAGUGUUUUGAGGGACUUGUCCUCAAUGCGGCGAUUAGUUGUUGCAACUGGAGGUGGUGCUGUUAUUAGGCCAGUUAACUGGAAAUAUAUGAAGAAGGGUUUAUCUGUCUGGCUGGAUGUGCCUUUGGAUGCACUUGCAAGGCGUAUUGCUCAAGUCGGAACUGCUUCGCGUCCUCUUUUGGAUCAACCAUCUAGUGAUCCAUAUACAGCGGCCUUCUCAAAACUCAGCAUGCUUGCAGAGCAAAGAGGUGAGGCUUAUGCUAAUGCUGACGCCCGAGUUUCUCUCGAAGAAAUUGCAGCUAAACAAGGCCAUGAUGAUGUCUCCAAGCUAACACCGACUGAUAUCGCUAUUGAGGCCUUACUCAAGAUUGAGAAUUUUGUCACUGAGCAUUCCAAACCCAACAGCACAGUUGACGACUUAAUAGUUGAUUCCCAAAAUCGAAGGAAAAAGGCCUUGUAGAAUUUUGCCCUCUUUCUUUUUUUUUAUUCUUUUGUUGUAACAUGUAUCUGUAGCGAAUACUGGUUAGCACUAUUGAUUUAUUCUUUAUCGAAAAGGGAGAGAAGGUAAAGCAUGUUCCCUUGUAAAAAUAGAAUAACCCAUGGACCUGAUGUGAGAUGUUACACAAUUUUCCUUUCUUGAAAUAAGAGUGAGUUCAAGGUGGUCUUCCCAGUUGCAUGCA